Messenger RNA from Humulus lupulus (European hop), 1533 nucleotides. RefSeq lists its product as uncharacterized. The transcript has 3 exons. The coding region runs from base 1 to 1533 and encodes 510 amino acids. The record is from RefSeq and is a predicted model, not a curated record. Gene Ontology annotation, molecular function: nucleic acid binding; RNA-DNA hybrid ribonuclease activity. NCBI's taxonomy places the organism in Eukaryota, Viridiplantae, Streptophyta, Magnoliopsida, Rosales, Cannabaceae.
AUGAACCCUUUAAAAUGUGCAUUUAGGGUAGCAUCAGGAAAAUUUAUCGGGUUUAUUGUUAGACAUCGAGGAAUUGAAACUGACCCUGCAAAAAUAAAAGCAAUUUUGGAAAUUCCUCCCUCACGUAACUUACAUCAAUUACAUGGCCUACAAGGAAGACUUGCAUAUAUUCGAAGGUUCAUUUCAAAUCUUUCCGGCAGAUGUCAACCUUUUUCGAAAUUGAUGCAGAAAAAUGUCUCAUUCAUAUGGGAUGAGGCAUGCCAAAAUGCUUUUGAAAGUAUUAAGAAAUACUUGUUACACCCACCAGUGUUGAGAGCUCCAAUUUUAGGAAAGUCAUUGAUGUUAUAUAUGACAUCACUUGACCGCUCUGUAAGGGCCUUGCUGGCGCAGAACAAUGAAGAGGGAAAAGAAGUUGCUCUUUACUACCUAAUGUCAAAAACUGAUCCCUUAAGAUAUAUCUUAUCAAAGCCUGUAUUGUCUGGACGAUUGGCCAAAUGGUCCAUGAUUUUGUCAGAAUUUGAAAUUAAUUUUGUCCCGCAAAAAGCAAUAGAAGGACAAGCGUUGGCUGAUUUUCUGGCAGCACACCCAAUUUCAGACAAUAUGGAGUUGCGAGAAGAUCUUCCAGACGAAGAAGUCUUCACAAUCGAGACUUCAUCAUGGCAACUAUUUUUUGAUGGGGCAGCAAGAAACAGUGGGGCAGGUGCUGGCAUUGUCUUUGUGACGCCGUCAGGAGGCCUGAUACCUUACUAUUUUCAUAUUCUGGCUAUAUGCACCAAUAAUGUAGCAGAAUACGAAGCGUUAAUUAUCGGCCUCGAAAUUGCACUCGAAAUGAAAGUACAGUCGUUGGAAGUAUUUGGCGAUUCUCUUCUGAUUAUCAAACAAAUUAAUGGUGAAUUUGUAGUCAAGCAUGAGGCUUUAAUUCCUUAUCAUGAGAAGGCUAAGCAUUUGAUUGCUCAAUUCCAAAAUAUCACGUUAAAUCAUGUCCCUGGGUCAAAAAAUGAUCGGAAAGAAGAAAUAAGUACCAUAAAUCUGGUAACUUUCCUUGAAAGUACAAACAACAAUGACUGGCGCCAACCAAUUAUUAACUAUAUCCAAAAAGGAGUCUUGCCAAAAGACUUGAAAAGAAGAGUGGAUGUAAAAGGAAGAGCUCUUCGGUUUGUCUUCCUCAAUGACACAUUGUAUGAGCAUUCUUUUGAUGGGAUGUUGUUAAGAUGUCUUUCAAAAGAAGAGGCGUCACAUGCGCUUCAAGAAACUCAUGCUGGUACAUGUGGUGCGCACCAAGCUGGCCCAAAACUGUCAGCUCAAUUAAAGCGGCUGGGUUACUAUUGGCCUACUAUGGUUCAAGAUGUGAUUAAUUUCGCCAAAUGCUGUAAGUUAUGCCAAUUGCAUGGAGAUUUCAUCCACCAACCCCCUCAACCACUUCAUCCUUCUAUAUUGUCAUGGCCUUUCGAAACAUGGGGAAUGGAUGUUAUUGGUUCCUUUACACCACCUUCUUCCAAAGCCCACAAAUACAUCCUGGCCAUUACAGAUUAA